GGUGAGUGCGGAGCUUCUGUGCGUUCGGCGUCGCGCUCAUGCAUCGCACGCGCACAGCUUCUUGUUUUCUGGGCACUUGCGAUGUGUGUAUAUGACCUGGAUUCUGUAUGGUAAUUUAUUGUUCCUGGAUAGCUGCGUUCCGGUCGCACUCACGACACAUCCCCCGCCGACUGAGUGCUAUUCGGAGCGCUAUUCCCGGCCGUACCAUCAGCGGCCCCGCAAUGCAACCCGCGACAGUGAUGCAACCACUCAACUUGCGCUGUCCGUCCCUCCAAGCAAAGUUGGCACUGGUGCAACUUCCAAGCCUCCUCCACUGACUUCCGCUCCUGCGGGCUUCCGCUGUGAGCCACUAGUAUCAAUGGUAUUGCAUCUUCCGAAGUGUUCUGCCUUGUUGUGGCCCUCCGGCAAAUUCCUGUACGCGUGUUUUUGGCAUGUUGUGCAGGAUGAGUGGAACCGUACCACAUCAGCCACAGACGGCAACGUUCGGCAUGACCCCUGUGGGAUUAGAACCGUGGCUGACCGUCGGAAAGUUGCAUUACGGCACCGCUUCUUGUUUGCUCUCGGUAUCCCUCUCAUCCUUCCGGAGAAGAUCUGUAGAACCAUGCAAGGUAGUCUUAAUCCUCAAGCAUCUACCAGUGCAAACUCCGAGACGAUCUGAUGGGUAGCGGGCGAGAUAGUUAAGUAAAUGUGUGAGAAUUGCAUCAUCAGCAUAAGUAGUGAAUCAUGAUGUACACACUGACGGUCAACGCAAAAAUUUCUCCGAAGUGUUGUCAAUUCCGAC
Molecule: messenger RNA, 781 nt
Organism: Rhodofomes roseus
Lineage: Eukaryota; Fungi; Basidiomycota; Agaricomycetes; Polyporales; Fomitopsidaceae
Exons: 3
Coding region: 92-658 (188 amino acids)
Source: RefSeq, a predicted model, not a curated record